Phalacrocorax carbo (great cormorant) is the source of this 1864-nucleotide messenger RNA. NCBI's taxonomy places the organism in Eukaryota, Metazoa, Chordata, Aves, Suliformes, Phalacrocoracidae. The record is from RefSeq and is a predicted model, not a curated record.
AUUAUGCCGACUCCACUCAGUUUUCUUUAGCUGUCUAGUUAUCAUCUGGGAAAACCUUCCCCCCUUAGGCUACAGCAGUUCAAGGAGUAUUUGGAAUACCAAAGUAUUUUUUGCAGUGAUUUCUUUUUGUGAUCUCAAUUCUCUCCUGCCUCUAAAAAAAUUAAUCAGAAUUUGAAUCCAUCUGGUCUCAGGAUUGGAAAGCUAUUCUCUGAGCAGAUCAAAGAUGUUCAUUAAAGUUCCAUUCUUCAUCUUCGUUCUAGGGAGCGUGACUUUCAUAGCCCUUGCUGAAGAAGCAAGCUCAGUUCUAGAAGGAGAGGAAAGUGCAACAAUUGAUUUCAGAGACAGAAAUAAUACAGAAUUUGAAGAAUUACCAACCCUGUUGCCCACAAGACUACACAGUGUAACCAAUCUCUUGCAGUUUGGACAACUGAUGACCACAGAAAGUGCAUUUGCCCCACCUGAAGACAAUGAUAAUUCUACUGGUUACGAAGCUAACACAGAAAAUGUGGACGGUGGACUGAGUGGGGAACAAGAGAAAACCGAGAAAGGUGGUCUGGAAACAAUUGCUCUGGUUGGAAUAAUUAUCGGAAUCAUAGUUGCAGUUGGAAUCCUUGCAGGAAUAAUAAUCGCUGUUGUAAGGAAGAUGUCAGGCAGGUACUCGCCCUGAAAAUAGUUGAAACAAGCAACAUGCCAUACUACACCAGAAGAUACAAGUGCUUCUUAUUUUACAAGAACUAAAGACUAUUCCUGUAUUGGUGUGGGAAGAUGAUCUAUGGGGAUCCCACGCAACUCUAAGGACUCUUCCCCCUGCCCUGCCCCAGACUACACAGUAUGGAACAUUUCAUGGGACUUUUACUAACCAGGAGUUUACUAGAAAAAAAAAGUAUGUAGUAAAAAACCCAGCAGCAGUGAGAUUUACAUCUGAAAUGUGAUUUCCAGAUAAUAUAUGCUAGCUUGAUUUUUAAACACUGCCAAAGAUUAUUUCAUAUUAUACUUCUUUAAAAAACAUAUCCAGAAUCUUUUAAGUGUUUUUGGCUGGUUAAGUGCUUCUGGCAUGUUUAUUUACCAAAUGAUGUAUCAAAAAAGGAAGAAUUAGCUUCAGAGACAACCAGUGGUUUACAAAUUUAGAAAAUACUAGAUAUUGGAAGCUAAAAUCUUUCCACUAUUGAUACAAAUUUUCUGCUCUUGAUAUUUAUGUUAUUAUGUGGCAAAAUAUGGUAGGCCCAGCUGGAACUGACCUACCAGCCCAAAGCUUGCUCAUCUGACUGUUGCGCCAGGAAUUUCCUGCCUUCUCUUGUUAGAGACAUGCAGGGAUUGAAAUACACAUCCUGAAUUAAAGGGUGCCUGGAAAAUACCCAAUUUUGAUGGGUCACUUUAACCAGUUACUCAGCACGCUUUAGAGCUGACAUAUAGAAGCUUUUGAACUAGUGUAUACAAUUCUUUUUUAUGACUGCCUCAUUUUCUAACUGUAUAGUUGGCUGCUUUGAUAAUGUGUGCAACACUAGAUCAGAACAUGCUCAUGAGGUAUAAGGCAGCUUUGGACUCUACAGCUUUUCUAUUUAGUGCAUCAGUACCUGAAUGCACAGAGUUCAGAGCAAAGGCUUUGUAUGUCAAGUGGCUGCAAUGCAUCAUGUUUUAUAAACUUAAGUGCCUUAAAGUAUUUGGUGUAAAAAUCCUGAUAAUCCAUAUGAUCAAUAAGUUGACUUGUUUAGUAAUUAUCUCAAUUUACUUUUCUGUCUCUUUUACAUGCCAUGAACUAUCAUAUCAAUCCAGGCUUUGGAAAUAAAAACUAUAAUUUAAAUUGUCUUAUUUUACAAUAAUUGUUCUUUAUCCUCUUUUUAAAAAAAGAUGUUUUAAACUUCCC